This is a messenger RNA of Salarias fasciatus (jewelled blenny), 1612 nucleotides long. Its product is annotated as neurogenic differentiation factor 2-like. The record is from RefSeq and is a predicted model, not a curated record. The coding region runs from base 201 to 1280 and encodes 359 amino acids. NCBI's taxonomy places the organism in Eukaryota, Metazoa, Chordata, Actinopteri, Blenniiformes, Blenniidae. The transcript is spliced from 2 exons. Gene Ontology annotation, molecular function: E-box binding; protein dimerization activity; DNA-binding transcription factor activity, RNA polymerase II-specific. Gene Ontology annotation, cellular component: nucleus. Gene Ontology annotation, biological process: sensory organ development; axon development; nervous system development.
GAGAGAGAGAGAGAGAGAGAGAGAGAGAGAGAGAGAGAGAGAGAGAGAGGGAGAGAGAGGGGUGAGAGCACAACCCAGCGCCUCGCCUGCACAAGCAUCCGUGCAGGGCGUGUGGAUGUGAUGCCCACCCGGAGAGAGAUGGUGUAAACAAACCCGCUUUGCCCCAUCACUGAGCGCCACCACGGAGGCUGCCUGCCACGAUGUUGAGCCGUCUGUUCAGCGAGGUGCUGCCGGACGUCCAGAGGCUGGCGGCUGACUGGGUGGAGGACAAUGAGCACGAAGACUGCAAGGCCAACGAGGACGAGCACGAGCACGAGCCCUGCCACCUCGGCGAGGACGAGCUGGACGACCCGCAGGAGGGCAGCAGCCGCGCCGAGUCCGAGAUGGCCGGCGACGACGACGACGACGACGAGGCCGAAGAGGAGGAGUGCGGGGACGAGAACAGCGGGGACAAGCCCAAGAAGCGCGGCCCCAAGAAACGGAAGAUGACGGCGGCGCGCGUGGAGCGCUCCAAGAUGCGCAGGAUGAAGGCGAACGCGCGGGAGCGCACGCGAAUGCAUGACUUGAAUUCGGCUCUGGAUAACCUGCGCAAAGUGGUGCCGUGCUACUCCAAAACCCAGAAACUCUCCAAGAUAGAGACCCUGAGGCUGGCCAAGAAUUACAUCUUGGCGCUUGGGGAGAUUUUACGCAACGGGAAACGCCCAGAUGUGGUGACCUACGUGCAGAUGUUGUGCAAGGGCCUGUCCCAGCCCACCACCAACCUGGUGGCGGGCUGCCUGCAGCUCAACACCAGGAACUUCCUGACUGAACAGUGCUCAGACGGGGCCCGCUUCCACAUGCCGAGCUCCCCUUUCUCGGUGCAUCCGUACCCUUACCGCUGCUCCCGCCUCUCCAGCCCGCACUACCAGCCCGGGGCCGGCGCGCUCAACCUGCGCAGCCACUCCUACGGCCCCGGCUACGAGGCCGUGUACCCGCCCGGCGGCACGUCCCCAGACUACAGCAGCCCAGACUACGAAGGCCAGCACAGCCCGCCCGUCUGCCUGAACGGCGGACUGUCCGGGAGGCAGCAGGAGUCCUCCGACACUGACAGGAACUAUCACUACUCUAUGCACUACUCCGGACUGACCACAUCCCGGCCCGGCCACAGCAUACCCUUCGGGCCCUCUGGAGCGCGCAGCGGCGGUACGCACUCAGAAAACGUUCCCCCUUUCCACGACGUACACUUGCACCACGACAGGGCCCCGCCAUACGAGGAUCUCAAUGCUUUUUUCCACAAUUGAGCCCUCACGGUGGAUAAAUCAGGCUUAAUUGACUUUACAGUGACAAUCCUUAUAAUGUCUAAUAUUGUUUUGGGGAAAAAAGAGCUCCUAAAAAAAAAAAGAAUGAGAGAUAGAAGUGGACGAAAGAGCCCUCUGAUUAUCUUCUGUACUCUACUGAUGUCAUCUCUAUACUGUUGUACAUCCGAUCAAAGUGUGUCCAGUAUUAUCCUGUAUGCAGAACGAGUGCAAUUGACUUUAACGAUGUAUAGGCCUACAUGAAAAUGUUAUGACACAAACAACAUAAAUAAAAAGUGUUUUAUAAUUGUCUGAAAUGAUCGAACAAAUCUUCUUUU